Messenger RNA from Bipolaris maydis ATCC 48331, 312 nucleotides. RefSeq lists its product as uncharacterized. Gene Ontology annotation, molecular function: oxidoreductase activity. The record is from RefSeq and is a predicted model, not a curated record. NCBI's taxonomy places the organism in Eukaryota, Fungi, Ascomycota, Dothideomycetes, Pleosporales, Pleosporaceae.
AUGGCUCCCGCAACAGUCAUGGUCCUCUACCCCAAGACCGCAACCUCCACCUUUGACGAGAAAUACUACCUUGCAACGCACAUGCCCCUCGCCGCAAAGCACUGGACCAAGCACGGCCUCAAAAACUUCAAAGUGUCACAGCUCAAUGCCGACGGGCCCUAUGCGUACUCGUCCGUCAUGGAGUGGGAGAGCUACGAGGGCUUUCAGGCUGCGCUAAAGGAUCCCGGUACCAAGGAGAUUAUGGAGGAUGUGCCCAACUUCAGUAACGAGAAGGCGGUUUUGCUGCAUGGUAGUGUUAUUGGGUCGGGUUAG